AUGUGUGGCGUAUUUAAUCAUGGUCAAUAUUCAAUGGUUGAAUUUCAUGAAACAAUCAAACGGAAAACAUACUACACAAUUAUCAGUGUUCUAAUUAUUCUAACUAUAUUUAGUUUACUACAAAGACAUUAUUUUCAGAAGUAUGAUAAUGUAAGUGAAAUAUUGAAAAUGUAUUCAUCAUUUCAUGAAUUAAAAAGGGAUUUAAUUAAUGGGAAACUAAAGCUGAACACUGAAAAGAUUAAAGAAAUUGUUAUUUAUGGGAAAACCACUGUACCGAUCAAUACACAACUUCGAGGUUGUCUAGUAUCGAACUGUGUCAUUCAUGCAACAAAAUGGCGUUCGUAUUAUGCUGAAAUGGUUAUUAUUACAAAUGGUAACUUUCCAAAUGUUCAAAAUCGUAAAAAUCAAGUCUGGUUGGCAUAUCACUAUGAAGCACCUCCACACAGUCGUUUAAAUAAACUAUUAGGUGAGAAAAUUAAUUUCACUGCUACAUAUAGACAUGAUUCAACAAUACAUUUACCAUAUGGUAAAAUCAUAGAAAUUUUUAAAUUUGAUCAAAAUGUAAAAUAUAUGAAGAGUAAAUCACGAAAUAUAUCUGCAGCGAAGACUAAAACUGUAGCAUGGAUUGUAAGUAAUUGUCGGCCGAAUAGUCCAAGAAAUUUAUACGUCUAUGAAUUAUCGAAACAUAUCACUGUUGAUGUAUAUGGUGGAUGCAGUCAAAGGAAAUGCCAGGAUUUAGAUUGUUAUAAAAUGUUAAAAGAACACUACAAAUUCUAUCUAAGUUUUGAAAAUUCCCUUUGUCAAGAUUACAUAACAGAAAAAUUUUUUCGAAACUCUCUGAUGAAUGAUGUUAUACCAGUUGUAAUGGGUGCAUCAAUUGAAGAAUAUCAAAAAGUAUCACCACCAAAUUCUUUUAUACAUGUGGAUCAAUUUUCUAGUCCAAAAAAAUUAGCUGAAUAUUUACAUUAUUUAGAUAGCAAUCAUACAGCAUUUAAUGAAUAUUUCAUAUGGCAAAAUGAAUGGAAAGUAGUAUUAUUUCCUGAACGACCUGAAUGCGAUUUUUGUUUAUUGGCUAAUGCUUUGCCUAGUCUUAAACCAUCUUGGUAUACUGAUAUUAAUUCAUGGUUUAAUGAUGGUUGUCGAGGAAGAAAACUGAAAUGGAAAGGAAGUUCCAAAGAUUUUUCUGCAGAUGUUUGGUUUUCCAAUUUAAAGCAAAAAACCCGGUCGAAUAGUUAA
Messenger RNA from Schistosoma turkestanicum, 1236 nucleotides. NCBI's taxonomy places the organism in Eukaryota, Metazoa, Platyhelminthes, Trematoda, Strigeidida, Schistosomatidae. The record is from the annotation of a GenBank genome assembly.